This is a messenger RNA of Juglans microcarpa x Juglans regia, 2343 nucleotides long. Its product is annotated as zinc finger CCCH domain-containing protein 18-like. The coding region runs from base 221 to 1927 and encodes 568 amino acids. The record is from RefSeq and is a predicted model, not a curated record. NCBI's taxonomy places the organism in Eukaryota, Viridiplantae, Streptophyta, Magnoliopsida, Fagales, Juglandaceae. The transcript is spliced from 8 exons. Gene Ontology annotation, molecular function: metal ion binding; RNA binding.
CAUGAUGUCUUUUUUUUCCUGGAUGAUGAAGGCUUGAGAGUGUGUAGAGAGAGAGAGAGAGAGAGAGAGAGAGUCAGAGAGGAGAGAGAGAGAGAGUUACAACUUAAACAUGGUGUUUGAAGAAGGUCCUCUCUGUUGGUUGCUUGAGUUCUGACUGCUGUUUGCACUGUACAAGACUCAUAGAUUUGGUGGGUGUGUUGCAUCUGUGCUCGGUAGAUAGAUGAUGGAUUUUUCAGAGUAUACAAGAAUAGUGUUCAACAAAAUCAAGAAACUAGAACCAGAAAAUGCUACAAAGAUUAUAGGGUAUCUUCUUUUACAAGACCGUGGGGAUCAUGAAAUGGUUAGAUUGGCUCUGGGUCCGGACAACUUGAUUCAUGAAAUGAUUUACAAAGCCAAAGCCGAACUAUAUCAGUUGGCCACUAAGUCAACACCAUCUCCAAUCUCACCACUCAAGAGCCCAGUUUUCAGUCCUUUCUCACAUGUCUCAUCUAGGCCUUAUUCAUCAGCAACAGAAUUUGGUGCUUCAUCUCCUCGUUGGGAUCCUCAGCUAACUAGCAAGUAUGGUUCUGAUUUCAUUCUACGAGGUUGCUCAGAUUCUACUGCUGAAUUCCAAAACCAGACUCAUUUUUUGGGUUUAGAGGAUCCAAUAGAUCCUGCAAAUUGUGGACUUUCAGGAUUUUCGAACGAUUACUUCUACCCUGAUGCUGCAGUGGGGAACUUAAGUGUUAGAGCAAGUAGAAGAUUUUCAAGCCUGCCUGAAGUUCCGGUUAAGACUUGUCACUAUUUUAACAAGGGGUUUUGCAAGCAUGGAAGUAGCUGUAGGUAUUUCCAUGGACAAGUCAUACCUGAAAGCUUAUCUCAGAUGUAUGGAAAUGAUGCCGUCAAUGAGGAUCAAUUUUUCUCGCCUAGGUCGCUUGAGAAGCUAGAAUUGGAAAUAGUUGAGAUUCUAAAAUCAAGAAGAGGGAAUCCUGUUUCGAUUGCCUCUCUGCCUAUGAUAUAUUAUGAGAAAUUUGGAAAAGUUCUUCAGGCAGAAGGGUACCUCACUGAGAGCCAGAGACAUGGUAAAGCUGGUUAUAGUCUGACAAAGCUUCUUGCUCGUUUGAAAAACAGCAUUCAGUUGAUUGACAGGCCUCAUGGGCAGCAUGCAGUAAUUUUGGCAGAAGAUGCUGCAAAGUACAUGGAAAAUCGGAAUGAGAAAAGUGACCCUGGUCCAAUUGUCAGUGGUUCGCGACAGAUAUAUCUAACUUUUCCAGCUGAAAGCACUUUUACAGAAGAGGAUGUCUCCACCUACUUCAGUACCUUUGGUCCAGUUGAAGAUGUGAGGAUUCCCUGCCAACAGAAACGGAUGUUUGGGUUUGUAACAUUUAUUAGCGCAGACACGGUGAAAAUUAUUUUGGCAAAAGGAAAUCCGCAUUUUGUUUGUGGGGCCCGUGUUCUUGUGAAACCUUACAGGGAAAAAUCAAAACUUAAUGACAGCAGGAGAUUCCCAGAGAGAAUUGAGCCUCAAUUGUGCUAUUCUCCCAACUAUGUUGACAUGGAAUCUGAGCUUCAUGCAAUGCCAAGAGGAUGUGAAACCUCCAGGUUACUGAGGAGGCAGCUUAUGGAAGAGCAAGAGCAGGCCCUUGAACUUGAGAGGAUGCGUCUUGCAGAGCUGCAGUUGGCACGGAAAUCUACAAUUAGUCAGCCCUACUUUGGCUACAUGGAUGGGUUAAAAGUUUCGGAUGAUCCAUUAAAUCUCCCAUCUGCAGAGAGAUUCAAUUAUCUGUUGGAUGUUCUGAGUAAUGGCUCUGCUAGCGAUGAUGGUAAACCCAGGCAUACAGACACCCACACUGACCAAGAGAGGUAUGAAUUAAGCAGUCAGUCUAUUAAUCUCCCCGAGAGCCCAUUCGCAUCUCCAAUAGCUAGCAGCAUUUCUACGGUCAUAUAGAUUCAGCAACACAGAAGAUUAUAGAGAUAGAGUUCUGGUUUAAAGGCAACAUUGCUGGUUUUAUACACCCUUUUCUCAUUUCACGACAUGUUCGUCAAUCAAAUCAAAAGUUUCUGCAAGUAUAUACUGGCUAACAAAGAAACAGCGGAAGAAUAUCCUCCCCCUUACAUUGGGUUGAAGGAACUAGAAAAGAAGAAGAAUAUGAUACAUAGAAGUAUAUGUUAAAAGGUUCUACAGUUUCUUAAUCUCAAUCACAGAAAGAAGGCAAGAGAUUUGAAUAUUUAGCAGAGGAUGUAAUUAUUAGUCUUUAGUGGAAGAUAGGAACCAAAAGGUAUGCAAUGUUUUAAGUGGUUCUAGAGUCUCUACGACACUGAGCAGUUUAUGAAAAAUAUCUUCAACAAAAAGGUUUAGCAGCA